AUGCGUCCGGUUGAGUACCGGAAGAAGUGUGGAGAAAUGGAUGGUGACAGUUCUUUCUCCUCUGGCGAGACAGGGGAAAAGUUCCGUCGCCCUCACACCCCUCGGAUAUAUCUUCUGGAUGUUCGUUCUUUCUUCUUUUUCCCUGCGGUUUUCUUCGUUGUUUUUUCUUUCGUUCUCUCGUCUUCUUCCCCGAUUUUCCAUGGUGUGUCUGGACUCGUCCUUCCAGAUUUUCAGCUUUCUCCGCGGCCUCCGCCGCACCCGCCUCCGGCUUCAGUGAGAACUUCGUCUGCAGACAGCUCGUCGUCUUUUCCUUCUCGUCUCAGUUGUUUUCCUCUCCCUGGCAUCCUCACUGAAGCUGCAGUUUCUGCGUUUAACCUGCCCUCUUCUCUCUCGUCGGAUUCCUCGGCUAAACGCGACGCCCAUCCCCGGAGAGAUCCUCUCUGCAAACGUCUCCUUCCCGCUGUGGCUGUGCGUGGGUCCCCACCCCCAAGGAGAAACACGGAGCUUUCUGGCCGCGUUUCGUUGUCGAAAAGUUUUCCGUCCGUUCUCGAGUCUUUCAGUGGAAAGGCUUCUCCUCACUCUCGGAGAAAACGAAAAACACAUCCUGUUGCGGACGCGAAACUCCGAGAGAAACGAAAUGACGAGCAGGAAGGAGACAGGAGAGCUGCUCCUCCUCCCUUCUCGACUUCCGCCUCCGGUUCGUCCGUGCUGUUUUUCCUUAACUCUUCACAGAGUUCUGUCCUUCCUCUGUCUGCAGCUGCAGACACCAAACGUCCUCUUCUUUGCUCUUCUUCCGCCAUCCGCUUUUCCGCGCCUUUCUCUCCUGGCCCCCUCUCAGACGCACAGCCUCAGUCUCUGAAACCGGGAAGACAUGGGAGUGUCGGCGCUCCUCUCCUUUCGUCAAGGGCAAAACCCCCGCGCGACCAAUUGCAUGCAGCUUUGUUCUUUCGCUCUCCUCUCUCCUCUCUUCCCCCUCUUCCCUCUCUUCCCCCUCUUCCCUCUCAUCCCCCUCUUCCUCCGCUUCCUCCUCUUCCGCUCUGCUCUCCGUUCUCCUCUUCCUUCCUCGACUCGCCGUCUCUCUCGUCUGUGCAGUCCGGUCUAAGCGGUCGGACGCCUAGCGCCUCGCCUCCGUGCGUUUGCGGCUCUGCUCCGCACAGCCGCGCACGACAGGAGUUUUCUCGGUCUUCCACUGGUGUCGCAGCUGUGAACUCGCCGCCGUCGACCUUCGUUUCUGCACACUCAACCAUUCACAACGCAGCUUCGGUCAGCGAGUAUUUGCUGCGGAAACGCCUCGAGUUCAUCGAACACCCGUCCAAGUUCACGCUCAAGUUCUGUCCGACCUGCCCGGACCACAAACACCGUCGCGACAACCUGUUCAAGCUAGAAGUCUUCAAAAACAGUGGCAACUGCUACUGCCACCGCUGCGGGUGGAAGGGCUCUUUCUUCGACUUGAAAACGAAGCUCGGAGACUUAAAACCGCAAGACAUUUUCGCCGCCCUACACGCCGCCGGCGACGGAUCUCUCGGGUGUACGUACACCCCAGGGCCCUGGGCGGGAGUCCGUGGGGGCCUCAACGGAGUGGGGGGCGCCCCUCGCAGCGGCGUUCUCGGAUCUUUGGGCCAAGGCGAGUUUGCCGAUGCGAGUUCUUGGGGGUUCGACGGAUCGCCGGAGUCGUUCGCUGCCAGCCGCGGAGCCUCCUUUUCUGCAACUCGACAGACCCAGCCUGACGGCGACCGAUACACUCCUCGGUUUGAGGCGUUUGCGGAGAACCUCGAGAGAGCAGCUGCUCACCAAGACGCAGAAACCGACAGAACGCAGGCGGGGGUGAAGAAGAAGGCACAAGGCAGAAGAAAGACGGGGAAUGCGACAGACAAGUGCGGCGGCAGUGGAUCUGCGGAUAAAGAAGAGACAUGCCAAAAGAAAGACGACGAGAGAGACGGAUGCGCCACAAGCGUCCUACACUACCUCACAGAGAAGAGAGGCAUGACGCUCGAAACGCUGAGAACUUAUGGAGUCGGCUGUGUCACUUUGUAUUUCCCCCCUCUUGACGCGACAGCCAAUGGGCCGCCUCCCAAAUGGGAGCGACACAACUGCGUGACGUUUCCUUGGCACUCGUCUUCUGAGGCACCUGACAUUCCCUGUGAAGACAGAGAACUCGCUGCUUCCUUCGACAGCCAGGCGUCUUGUGGGCGGCCGCUCUCGGCUGGCCAGCGUCUGCGACGCUCGAAGGGUGUCUCGCAGCCGGGCGAGGCUUCCGAUGAAGACUGUGCUCACUCGAGAAAGGACGCUUCGUCUGCCGCGACGUUGCCAGUCGUCCGCGUGAAGGCGAGGAGCAUUUCAGAGAAAAGCUGUAUGCGGCUGCUUCCGGCUGGCGGCCAGUGGGGACUCUUCGGCGCGGCAACAGUUCCAGCCGACGCAGACACGCUGGUGCUCACGGAAGGCGAAUUCGACGCGAUGAGUGUCUUCCAGCAAACGAAAGUUCCUGCGGUCUCCGUUCCAAUGGGCGCGCAUUCCUUGCCUGUGCAGGUUCUCCCUUUUCUGGAGCGUUUCAAGAAAAUCAUUUUGUGGAUGGACGACGAUGCAGCAGGCCGCGAAGGCGCGGAGUUGUUUGCGGCGAAACUCGGAAUCGGGAGAUGUCACCUCGUUCGUAGUUCCUUGGUUUUCGACUCGCUCCUGAGGGCGCGUCCUCUCUCGCCUGAGCACUCCGCUCUCAACGAGUCAGCUGGGUGCGCGCGAACGAAGCGAAAGGCGAAGGCGGGGCGGGAGAACUGCGGAGAGAGCGAAGAGAAGAGCCGACACCCGACAAACAAGCAAACGGAGACUCUGCGUGGAAGCCGCUCUUCGCCGCCCGACAGCGCCGGAGAAGAAGACGCACCUGAAGCAGCGCGUUCCGAAGAAUCUGCGAAAACGGAUCUUCCAGACUUGAGAGGCGGACCUCCCAAGGACGCGAACGAGGCGCUCCUCAGAGGCUUCGACCUCAAACUUUUCCUGGAGUCGGCAACGCCCGUUCCCCACGCACAAAUCCUCACCUUCAGGGAUCUGAGAAACAGCGUCUUCGACGAGGUCAUGAAUCCCGGUCGCGUCAGGGGAGUGCCGAGUGUGACUUUGCCAGCGUUCACGAGAUUGCUUGGAGGCUUGCGCAGAGGAGAACUGUCGGUCUGGACCGGCGGCACAGGCAUGGGGAAGACGACCAUCUUGUCUCAACUUUCCAUUGACUUCUGUCUGCAAGGAGUGCCGACUCUCUGGGGAUCUUUCGAAGUAAACAACGUCAGACUGAUGAAGACGAUGCUCCGGCAGUUCAGUGGAGGCGAGAUCGACGGCGACCGCGCGCGCUUCGACUUUUUCGCAGACAAGUUUGCACACUUGCCUUUGUACUUCCUCAAGUUCCACGGAUCUACUCAUGUUGACGAGGUCCUCGACGCCAUGGACUACGCGUGCUACGUCCUGGACGUAGGCCAUGUUGUUCUCGACAACUUGCAGUUCAUGUUGAGUGGGCAGGCCCGAGGCCAUGAAGUUUGGGACAUGCAAAACUCUGCAAUUGAGAAGUUCAGGCGAUUCGCCACAGUCAAAAAUGUCCACAUCUCCAUCGUCGUUCACCCCAGAAAGGAGGAUGACGACGCGCCUCUUGGGUUGUCCAGUGUCUUCGGUUCGGUCAAGUCGACGCAAGAAGCAGACAACGUCAUCAUUCUUCAGCGUCGUCGCAGAACGGCGGCCCAGGCAGGCUCUGCCUCGUCGCGGACUUCUCGUCGAGGCGGCGGAGGACUGGAGAGCUCAGGAGUCCCGCCCGCCGGCGAAGGCGCACACGUGACGAAUUACUUGGAGCUGAGGAAAAAUCGGUUUUCCGGUGAACUCGGAAAUGUUCCUUACGUCUUCAACAGAAACAGCUUGACGAUCCGGGAACUCUCUCCUUCACACGUUGACCUUGAGGCGGAGGCCGCGCUCCGGGCCUCGCUGCACCCACCAGCGGUCGAAAAAACGAUUUCUCGGAACAGAAAAACGUUUCUCGACUCGGGCGACGCGUCGCUGCAUGCGGAGGCGGCCGCAGGAUUCUCGACCCUGUCCGAAAAGCUUUCGAACGCCUCGGACUCGAUUUCGUCAGGUCCCGUGAUGGCGCAUGCAUUUGACCAGCUGCAGAGACAGCGCCCUGAGGUCUCAAACGCGACGACACUCGCGAGCGUCCCAAUCUCCGAUCGCAGAGGCGGGGUGUCGGGACGAUCGUUUUCCGGAGGCUCUUCCGCGUUCCAGGUCACUUCGAGGCACUCUGCACCUCCACUUUCGUCGACGCUUCUUCACCCGCCAUCCCUUUCAACUGAGCAUUUGUCUUCUUUGACGCCCAAGACUUCUCAGGCUCCAGCUAACGCUCUGCAUGCAUCUCCGUCGACUGCCUCCGUGUCUGCACCCUCUCCCUCUUCUCCCAACUUGGUUCAUGUCCCCGCGUCCUCGCCUUCUCUCCCCGAGGGCCAGUCGUCUCCUCAGCAGCCGUUUUCGUCUCCUCAGCAACCAUCUUGGUCUCUCGAGCUCGCUGCGGAGACUUCGGUUCGUCACACUCUCAACAACGCAGCUUCUUCUCCCUCUGCUUCUCUUUCUUCUCCGUCGUCUGCGACCUCGGGAGACCGUCCAGCGGCUUGUGUGCGCCCCCACAGUUCCUUUGUCUUGUCUCCGGACUCGCCGAUGCCUCUCCUGCGAGAACUGGCGCAUGCAUUGCCGCUGACAGAGCCUGUCAAGAUGAGUGGAGCGAGCCGGACGAAGGCGGCGGUGUUUGAGGAUCUCCGGAGAAUUCUCGAAAGGCAUCCGUCGAUGAAGCGCAUUGCGGCAGCGGUGGUUGCCGACUUUGAGAGAAAGAAGAAGGACGAGGUCAGGAAACGCGCCGCGAAGAAGAACGAGAGGGCAGGUCGAGGCGGAACUGGCGCGACGGCGUCAACCGAUACGGGAGACUCUGGGAGCGGGGCGUUUCAUGGCGAAGAAGAACGAAGAAGCAGCGGCGGAGAGACGCGGUUCUCUGACAGGGGCGAUCUGUCGCGCGCGUUCGAAGACUGUCCUGAGCGAGGCCUCAACCUCGCGCAAGAGACCGAAGAAGUUCCAGCUGUCAAAUUCGUUCCUCUCGAACAUGUGUUGACUCCCGCGCCGGAGUUGAAAAGACAAGACGACGGAGAAGUAGCAGGAAACGACAGAGAAGGAACGUUUUUGCACGAGGAACCUCACGUCCACAGCGACGCCUGCCGGCUCAUGGUGGCCCAGCCGCUGGAGCCGCCGGCCGACUACAUUCGCUCGGAUUUCAUUCUGGUCGACUCUGCAUGCAAAAUGAAGCAACUCGCGCCUUUCUUGUACAGACUUCUCGAGAACGUCCACCCAGACGAUGCGCGGUAUUCCGCGGAACGCCUGCAGGACGCGCGCAUGCACAGGUCGCGCGAAGAACGGACAGGCUCUGCAGACUGCGCGUCCAGGGGAGACGCCGAGUGCGGCGCGCGCGCCGGAAGCGGCUUCCCCAGUUCCAGCGAAGGAAGGGAAGGUUCCACGGCUGCACAGACAGGCGGCGAGGCUGCGCGGCGCCAAGAUGAAAGUGGAGGCGCUGCAGGGGAUGAUGACGGAAGCGACGAACGCGAAGUCCGCCUCUCCAUGGGUGUCGAUGUGGAGACGACAGGUCUGGAUCCCUUCAGCGCGCGGAUACGGCUUCUGCAGCUGGCUUUGCCCGACUUCCCUGCUUUGCUCUUCGACCUGUUCGCCUUGCCAGUUUCCUCGCCCGCGCUUCGUCCGGUGCGGCUGCUUCUCGCCUCUCCGCGAAUCCGAAAGGUUUUCCAUAACGGACAAUUCGACCUCUGCUUCCUCGCCGCGGCCGGACUGGCCGACAGAGACGCUAAGCGGCAGGAGGUGUUCACUGAAGCGCAGGAUGCACCUGAAAGCCAAAGUCGACCCCACUUCCCCACGGCCGUCUCCGCCGACUCUCGCCUCAAGAACGCCGAGAAACAAGGACCUGCAGACGCGGCGCCUGCACGCGGCGACGGCGUGGAUGCGCCAGGCGUCUCACCACCUGAACGCGCGGGAGAAGCGCGCCGUGAGCAGGAAACAGUGCCAGGUUCUGAGGCUGGCUCAGACCAGCCGACAGCCCACGCAGGUCCUCUGCUCGACGCUGCAGUGUUGGGCGCGCGUCCGGCAGAGGUCGGCGACUUGCAGAGCGAUGGGGGAGUCUUCGUGAGUGGACCUCUCUUCGACACUUUGAUUGCCGCAAAAGUCGUGGAAGCUGGAGUCAUGAGGACCGGCUUCAAACUCCUGCAAGUCGUCGAGCGCUUCCUAGGCGUGUUGAUGGACAAACGGAUGCAGGCGAGCGACUGGAGUUCGCCUCACCUCUCUCAGGAGCAGCUUCUCUACGCCGCCAGAGACGCAGCCGUCCUGCUGCCACUUCAGCAACGCCUUCAACAGAAACUGGAAGCUUUCGAUUUGCAGGAGGUGAUGGACGUCGAGAUGAGGUGUCUGCGACCAGUUGUCGCGAUGGAGUUAAACGGCAUGCAAAUCGACCACGCACGAUGGAAAGAGUUGGAGGCGCAUUUGCGGAGAGAAGAAGAAAAGGCCCGGCAGCGUCUCGCGGCUGAACUGCACGUAGACGAAAACACAGUGAAUUUCAACUCGCAAAAACAGAUGCUGGACGCGCUCCGAGCGAUCGGGAUUCCGGCGCCUCCACCCGAUCGUCCUGAAAGUCGGACUCGCGGGUCUCGUUUCUCGUUUUCUGAGCUUCCUCUCGGCUUCGACAAGAACGCUGCAGAGGUGGAAGAUCAGUUGUUGAAGGACACAAGCGACGGAACUCUGGCGAGACUGUCGCAGUUCCCUGCAGUCCAGGCGCUGAGAGACUACCGCAAAGCAGCUAAAGCCAUCACGACAUUCGUGGACAAGCUGCCUGAGCACAUCAACUCUGUCACCGGGAAAAUCCACUGCAGUCUCCACCAGUGUGGGGCAGGGAGUGGACGCUUCAGCUGCGAUUCUCCGAACCUCCAACAAAUUCCACGGGAGCGACGCUUCCGCGCCUGCUUUGUGCCGUCAAAGACUGUGGCCGGUCGUCCUGGGAAGUUCAUAAUUGCGGACUUCUCCCAAAUUGAACUUCGAAUCGCUGCCGACCUCGCCUGCGACGAACGCAUGAUUGAAGCCUACAGAAAGGGCGAAGAUCUGCACAGACUGACGGCUUCUCUGAUUCUGAACAAACCUCCGUCGUUGCUUUCCAAAGCAGAUCGUCAACUGGCGAAAGCUGUGAAUUUUGGGCUGAUUUAUGGAAUGAGUGCGGACCGAUUCAGAGGCUACGCGUCUUCCGCGUACGGGGUCGAGAUGAGCUUGCAGGAAGCUCGUGACUUUCACGCCAAAUACUUUAGCAGCUAUCCAGGAAUAACGCGGUGGCACCGUCGGCAAAAGGCCGAACAGCCAAGAGAGACUCGCACACGCGCAGGACGGAGAGCACUUUUUGAGUAUUUCGCUUUCACGAAAUCCCUCAACUACCCCAUCCAGGGAACCUCGGCCGACAUCACAAAAGAAAGUCUGGUGCAACUGCAACACAAGCUGGCGCCGCUCGGCGGUCGGCUGGUCAUGUGCGUCCACGAUGAGAUCAUUGCGGAAGUCCCGGAAGAGAAAGCGGAAGAGGGCUUGCGAGUCCUCAUCGAUACCAUGGAGGCCGCCGGGAACAAAUAUCUUCGCUUUGUCCCGUGUGUUGCUGAAGGAGCAAUCGCCGACAGCUGGGCAGACAAGCCGUAG
This is a messenger RNA of Toxoplasma gondii ME49, 7731 nucleotides long. RefSeq names its product helicase, putative. Gene Ontology annotation, biological process: DNA-templated DNA replication. Gene Ontology annotation, molecular function: 5'-3' DNA helicase activity; 3'-5' exonuclease activity; ATP binding. The transcript has 20 exons. Bases 1 to 7731 code for a protein of 2576 amino acids. The record is from RefSeq and is a predicted model, not a curated record. Lineage: Eukaryota; Apicomplexa; Conoidasida; Eucoccidiorida; Sarcocystidae.